UUCCCUUUGAAAAAAAACCCUUUCAAGUUCCUUGGAAUCUCGCUGAAUCCAACCUAUUUACCAAUAUCACACGAAUAUCAUUGUAACUGUUACAACUAAGGUAGCCAAUACUGAUUCCACGUGAAGUGUUUUCCAUGUUGUUAGGAAGCAGAGUCGUUCGUGGUCCAGAUUGGAAGUGGGGUGAUCAGGAUGGUGGCGAGGGACAUGUCGGGACAAUUAUAGGCAUUUUAAGUGAAUAUGAGGAAGGAAUACCAUUGGAUAAGGCAACAGUAGAAGUAUGCUGGGAUACUGGGAAUGUAGCUGCGUAUAGUGUAAGCAUCGAGCAGCGAAAUCAUGAUUUGAGGCUCCUUGACUCGUCGCCAAGCGGUGUGAAGUUUACAAACUUUGAAUGUGAUGGCUGUGGAGCAAAACCAAUCUUGGGCCUCUGCUGGGAUUGCAAUGACUGUUCCAACUAUUGCUUAUGUUCAACAUGCUACAUGGAAGAUCAUCAUUAUCUUGAUCAUAACUUUGUAUGCAAACUCCAUGAGAAGCACGAGGGACACCUUGUUGGCAAACGUUCUCAGUGCAACAAGUAUCAAGCAAGAGGUAUUUACCCUGGUUCCCAUGUUACACCGCGUGAUCCUGACUCACCAUUGGGUAUUGGUAUUGUCAUUGAUAUAAGCGAGAUUGAGGGGGAAACACUUGGUAAAUGUGGAGUGCUCUGGGACGAAACAGCUGAAGAUGUUUAUAUUCACAAUUUAGGACUGGAUGGGCACGUAGAGCUCAUGCUCGUGGAGAGCGCCAAUGGUCCAAUGUAUUACAGAGAUCAUCUUCCUCUCGUGAAAAUGGAGGAKGGUCAAUURUAUGUAGGAGAUUACGUYUGCAUCCACCGUUUAGAGAGCGUCAAUGUAUGUUCGUCAGAUGACUCGCAAAAGCUCGUUGGUGAAAUUGGGAUAGUCAAUAAGAUUGACGCUUCAGAUGGAUCAGUUUCAGUUAAAUACGAGGGUCUGGGAGGAGAGGUGUGGCGAUAUCCAGCUCCAAGUACUCUUUCAAAGACUCCUAAACUUUCAAAAGAUGAUGUCGUUAGGCUGACUGAUAAUAUACAGGCUUUGCAAAAACUGCAGACAGAGAAACACAAGGGAUUUCACCCGGACAUGAAGGAGGACCUGAAUGCAGUAGGGAUUGUUUUGGAGAUGGAAAAUGGUACAGCGAAAGUGUCAUUUACGUGGCGAGUGUUUACGUCAUUUACGUGGUGGAUUAAUCCAGCUGCUCUAGAGAAAGUGGAUAAAACAGCAGUAGUUGGACAAGUUUUCAAAGAAUUGAAAGUAUCAGUAGAUUCUGGUGCUGAGAAGGUGGGAGAGUUUUUUUUGAAAACCGUUACUUUGGCUAAGAGUGGAUGGGAAGAUAUUUUAAAGUCAGCCCACCAGGAAACGGUUAAUAUGGUGACAGACCGAGUUCUUGAUACUUUGGAAGAAGGACGUGUAAGACGCACAAGCGAAGUCAGUGAACAGCAAUAUUCCAGUGGUCCGAAAGACGAUCCAGAUUCGAGCGAUGUUUACAGGAUGAAAAGUAACCCCAGAGGAUUGMUGGUCAUCAUUAACAUCCAGAAAUUUGUAGUCGAYCCUACACAUGAAGAUAAAGAACAKCUUGAAAGAGAAUUWACCGAGCGAAACGGAUCUGAAAAAGAUGUUAAUGAUCUAGCUGACCUUUUCAGCAGAUAUUUGAAUUUCAAAGUUUGUACCAUCAUAGACAAACCAAGAAAUGAACUUUUGGGAGAUCUGCGAAAAACUGCUGAAAACUCUGCGUAUAAAGAUUACGACU
Molecule: messenger RNA, 1800 nt
Organism: Exaiptasia diaphana
Lineage: Eukaryota; Metazoa; Cnidaria; Anthozoa; Actiniaria; Aiptasiidae
Product: E3 ubiquitin-protein ligase MIB1
Exons: 10
Biological process (GO): proteolysis; protein ubiquitination
Cellular component (GO): cytoplasm
Molecular function (GO): ubiquitin-protein transferase activity; cysteine-type endopeptidase activity; zinc ion binding
Source: RefSeq, a predicted model, not a curated record